This is a messenger RNA of Ambispora leptoticha, 975 nucleotides long. The record is from the annotation of a GenBank genome assembly. Lineage: Eukaryota; Fungi; Glomeromycota; Glomeromycetes; Archaeosporales; Ambisporaceae.
AUGUCAGACGAAGAACGUAAAUUUGCGCUUAAAGAGCUAGAAAGCAUGAAGCGGAACGAACUUCGUAGGCUUAGUAGGGUGCAUAAUUUAGGUGUAGGAAAUGAACCUAAUGAAACAAUUAUAGAAUCGCUGAAACCUUAUGCAGUUGAUUAUAUUGGUGAAUAUCAAGAAAGUAGUGAUUCCAACUCGAGCACUGUAGCUACACCAAUUGCGCAAACACCACCACUAUUAUCACCAACAUCACUGCUGCCACAACAACAACAGCCGCCUAUACUUACACCUAAUCCUAGUCUACGAGGUAGCGCUACUAAGGUUUCAGGGAAGAAAAGAGCUCGACACGAGUCUCCAUCUCCUGACGAAGGCAUGUUCAUAUUUAGAAAAAAUUUGACGUUCGACACUGAAAUAACUCGUUGGCUGAUUGAUAUCGAUAUGGAAGAUCUCGUGACAAGAUUUGUCGAAAAUGGGUUGACAGAGGAUUGGCGUUUAAUCGAACAAUUACAACCUGCACAUAUGAUGGCAAUGGGACUUUCCAUCGCAAAAUCAAUUCAAUUGGAGAAUAGGAUAAAAGAGCAUUUCAAUAAAAAUCAAAUUUCAACAAAAGAACGACUUGAUUCCUUCGAAGAUCUGUUAACACAAAGUCAAAUCACGAUGAAUGAACUUCAAUCUCAAUUAACACUCGAAAUUGACGAAAAAUUCGCUCAACUCCACGCAAAAGUUGACGAAAAUUAUGCCCAAAUAAACACACAAAUCGGCGAACAACUUACGCAAUUCAACGCAAGGCUUGAAUCCUUGGAGAACAUUGCGUCAAAAUUAGAGCAAAAUGUUGGUCGAUUGGAGAAUGAAAUCUCUUCCAUCAUUGUGGCGAAUCAGCGACCACGAAUAAUGCUCAGUUAUGAUGAGGUUGAUAUGAUUGCGACGCGGACGGUCAAUCUCUGGAAAAAAGAAACUUUUUAUUGUAAGUCUGUUGCCAUCUAG